AUGAGUAAUAGUUUAGUAAAAAAAUUCGACAAAAUUGUUUCAAAAUUAGCUAUUAAUAAAUCCAAAGAUAUUAAAUUAAAUGAAAAUGAUCUUAAUGAUUAUUAUUGUCAUCAUGAUGAUAUACCAACAGAUGGAAAUGAAGAAUCACAACGAAUGAAAUAUAAUCUUGAAAAUACAACUAAAAUUGAAAAUUCUCAACAUUUAGAAGGUAUAUCAUCAAAUCAUAUUAUACGUGAUAAUCUAAAAGAUUCACCAUUGAAAGUUCUUCUUACGUAUGCUCCAAUGGGUAGUGGUCCGUCUUCAUCAACGAAUAAUUCAACACCAUCAACACCAACAACAACAGCUGUUUCGAGUGACUUAUAUAAACAAGCUCGUGAAGAAUUCGAUAAUCGAUAUGCAACCCCAGCUACAUUUACAUUAGUUUAUCGUGAUUUUCAAGUUAUUCGACCACUUGGACGUGGUGCAUUUGGUUCUGUUAAAGAAGUCAAAUAUAUACGUGAUCCAAUACCUGAUUAUAUUCAAGUAUAUGAUAAUUCAUCUAAAUCUCGUCGUAUAGCACUUAAAAUAAUUAAUAAGAAAAGUGCACAUAAAAUGAAACAAGAAGAUCAUGUUGUUAAUGAAAAACGAAUAUUACAAUCACUUCAUUUUCCAUUUAUAAUACGUUUUUAUUUUUCAUUUAAAGACAAUGCAAAUCUUUAUAUUGGACUUGAAUUAAUUGAAGGUGGAGAAUUAUUUCGUCAUUUACGUGAUUGUGAAAAAUUUGAUGAAAAAAAAUCUAAAUUUUAUUCAUCUCAAAUUAUUCUUGCACUUGAAUAUCUUCAUUUAUUAGGAAUUGUUUAUCGUGAUCUUAAACCAGAAAAUUUACUCAUUGAUCGACAUGGUUAUAUAAAAAUGUGUGAUUUUGGAUUUGCAAAAAAAAUUGAUCGUGGUAAAGCAUAUACACUUUGUGGUACACCUGAAUUUCUUGCACCAGAAAUUAUUCUUGGUCGUGGAUAUAAUAUGGGAGUUGAUUAUUGGGCAUUGGGUGUGUUAAUAUUUGAAAUGAAUGCUGGUUAUUCACCAUUUUGGGAUGCUGAUCAACAAAAAAUAUAUCAUAAAAUAAUCAAUGGAAAAUUUCGUCCUCGUUCAGCAUUUUCUGAUAAUUUAGUUGAUAUAAUUCGUGGUUUAUUACAAAAAGAUUUAACAAAAAGAUUUGGUAUGAUGUUCAAUGGUAUAAAUGAUAUAAAAAAACAUGUUUGGUUUCGUGAUCUUGAUUGGUUACAAAUAUAUUUAAAAAAAAUUCGUGCACCAUGGUUACCUGAUAUACGUGCAAAUAAUUUUCCUGAUGCUGAAGAUGAAGAACCAGCUCGUUCAUCAGUUAAUUUAUAUGAAAAAGAAUUUCAUGAAUUUUAA
This is a messenger RNA of Rotaria sp. Silwood1, 1392 nucleotides long. The record is from the annotation of a GenBank genome assembly. Lineage: Eukaryota; Metazoa; Rotifera; Eurotatoria; Philodinida; Philodinidae.